UUAUCACUGCAUGCCUCCUGGAACCCACGAAAUAAGUUACUGAUUCGCCUCAUUCCACUUAAAAUGUCAAGCUGAAGAAGACUGCGAUAUCAUCAUUAAGUCGCCGCAAAAUUAAUGGAAAUUUUAAUGGCCUUACAAUAUGAGGGGCGCAAUCGCAUGACCAAAGUUCGGUAUGCGCUGACGUUAUAUCUAUAGUGAAAAAGAAUUUAGCUCACGGCUUAAUGCAUCCUCAACGGUCAAUUACAGUCUUCUAGGCAGGUGGAUGAAAUAAUGUACGCACGAAGAAAAACAGCAAACUGCCCGCAUUAAUCAUGAUUACGAACUUGCGACAACUUCAUGCACUAUCCUUCAACACACCAAAAACAACGUGGGGGUGUUCAGCCACCUUAAUGUAUGUUCGUGCAGGUGAUGCAGAAUUUUAUUAUUUCGGGGAAGAGGUGUUCGACUGAAUACGCCAAUCUUGCGGGAGGUGACUGUUACAUAUAGCUCAGUGCGCCUUCAGCAGAAGUUGUGAAUUCAGAUAAAACUGGUUCAUUGAACACGCUCCAGCAGUGCAGUUUUUGCUGGCUCUACCGCUCAUCAUCGGAGAUCAUGUGGCUAUAUUGCAGCAUAUGGACUAUAAUAUUAACCUAGGACGGCGCGCAUGUCCAGCGGGUGACAUGUUCUGGGUAUGUACGUUUUAAUAAAGCUUUCAGCUUACAGUAGUGCUGUUGUUGUUCUUACUCUUGUCCAACCAACUCUUGUCCCAUCCAACUAACUGAGAUUUUUCAUUUUUCUUCACGGUUACAAACUCUAAGAACUCGGUUGCAUGGAACGUAGGCGAAAGCUUAUUGGAAAUAUAUUAGGUUUUACGCGCUCACCAUGCUAGGCUGCAUGCCUUUUUUCAGAAAACGGCGUUUCGAAACGGCCGGACAAGCGAAACACACCUGAAAUUGCGACGGUGCCACUACGAGGGCUAAAACCGUUCACGCACAAAAUUUACACGAGUAUUAUUAGCAUGAUGACGGCUUAGGUAGCACCGUAGCACUCUGAAUCUGUUUAUGAUCGCCAUUUCUGCUUUACCGGCAUGGGCCCUGAUUUUCUUGCAGCUUGGUUGUGCGCUCAUUGUAUGGCGCGAGCUUGUGGCUUGCAGCAGCUAAGCUAUCCCCACAGUUAUCGUUUUAUUUUUGCUGCUUCCACCAUUUAUAAGCACAGAAUUUGGAAAAAAUGACGAGGUUCUGCCAAAAAGUGCCACAGCUCGCAAGCGCCAGUGGCGUGAUGCGCCGUCUACCGGCUGUAGACAGCGCGACACUCUGUUUCCACCUAGCCACUGCAAAUAGCACUGGUCUUUUUUUAUGCACCUUGUCAAACACAUUUUCAUCCAUGCUGUCAACUGUCAAUGAAUGGACGAAGGCCACCAAUACCGUCUCCGCUGUAAAAAUAUUCGUGGCGCCGCCAAAAAUGCGUUGUGACGUCGGCUUUUGUUCUGUUCGAGCAGCAGUACAGAACAGAGAGGACCGCCUGUUUGCUGCUGCUACUGCUGAACGAGCGUUGCCCAUACUCUAACCUCUUUGGUGUUGCCCGGGUAACUUUCAGCAUGACGCAUAUCCUGGUGAAAUGGAAAGACGAAAUGAAAUGGGAUGUGUAUCCCAUUAAUAGUGUAGCGGACACGGCAGUCGGCCUACGCUUAAUGCGGGACCCGGGUGCCACCUUGAGAUGUAUAAAGCAGGACUUCGUUAACAUCAGCUGGGAUAAUUACAAGCCGCCGUCGCCAGCGAAGUAUUGGCCGUGGGUAAGUACUGUCAACGUUGAGCAGAACUGCUUUACUUGUAAAAUGAGCUUGUAAAACAUUGCUAAAGCCAACGUAGAGCACGUCUAUAACAUGUGCUGUACCACGUGCACACAUUAGCGCGUGCAUGCAUAUUGCAGUGAAUGCAGUUGUAUCAUCCAAGCUACGGCCGGCACUAUCGCUUCUACGGCAAAUAUUAUUGCAGUCUGCGCGGCCAAGAAGCUCUGGAAAAAGAUCUGUGCACCGAAUUGCAUGUGCAUCGAUGAAGAUACACGUGGGGGCAUGUUUCAUGGUUCUCUCUGACGUUGCAUAGGUGUCUUUUGUUUUGCCAGUGUUAGCGGUUGACCCGUUUCUGAAAUCUGUGCCGUGCCGCUUCUCACUGCAGCCAAAGUAUCGACAGUCGUGGCCGCUCACUCCGAUUUUUGCCCCGCAGAGAACUAAGACCGUACCCUGACUGUCAUAUAUGUAAUACAAGCUGGAAGGUGCUUGAUUAGACUUCGCUUUUGUGCCUCCGCAAUGCAGCAGUGCACGUAUUUUUUACAUUUACAUUGCUGAAAGUGAUCCUUCACCUCUAUAAUGCCGCUACAUUAGAGACGUUAAAGCGAGAAGAAAAAACCACAAAACAAUGGAAGGGGUUUGUAAGCAUGUAACAACACUGCUAAAAUCCGCAACCCCCCCCUUUUUUAUGCAUGUGUUCCCUUUGUGGUGUUUUACAAUUAAGGUUGCAGUCCAUUUUAGUUGGGCUUGACAUUUCAGGCAGUUGUUUUCACGUCAUGGGCCGUGUUUGAUACCAAGCCACGUGCUUCUGAAAAAUGAUCCCACCUACUGGGCAUCACCUUGAGGAGCAAGUGGCCCUAUUCACCUUAUCUUUUUGCAUGUUCACAGGGAGCCUAGCCUCAAUGGAGAGGAAAAGAAGCCGUGCAGCAGCACGUGCCAGUAGUGACAGCGAAGACAGGGGAGGCGAGCUUCAAGAUCAGCCUCAAGAUGAUGAGCCGCUGAAAAGGAGAAUUCAAGACCUGGAAGAUGAGCUGGAGGAAGUGCGUGAGCAACUCCGCAAGGCCCAGGAUUGCCUUGACUCUGCAAGGAUGGUAAAAAGGUUAAAGCAUAUGAUUGAAAGAGCUGACAAAGAGACCCAGUCCGUCGCAGUCGUGACAGCCCCAAAAGUAGACAUCGGGGACGGUGUCCUUGUAGAUGAAGGCACACUGUCACGGCUGCGGCGUGACGCCAAGGAUUCGGGGCCAAGAUUAGCCCGAGGUCUACUUAAAGUCCUGUUCUCACCGGAGAAGCUUGAGAACAAAUCACUCUACGGCAGAAAGUCGAACGCGCACAAGAAUUUGCCUCAGAAGGAAGCACUUGACGUGAAGCGAGUGAAUGCCAUUCUCGGUAUGUGUUAA
Rhipicephalus sanguineus (brown dog tick) is the source of this 3162-nucleotide messenger RNA. RefSeq lists its product as uncharacterized. The coding region runs from base 2581 to 3162 and encodes 193 amino acids. Gene Ontology annotation, molecular function: DNA binding. NCBI's taxonomy places the organism in Eukaryota, Metazoa, Arthropoda, Arachnida, Ixodida, Ixodidae. The transcript has 4 exons. The record is from RefSeq and is a predicted model, not a curated record.